CCCCUGCGUCGCUGUCCUGUCGCACCCCUAGCGCCCCCAUCCUCCCCCUCUCAGUCUCGUCCGUCUGUCUCCCUCUCCCUUUCCCCGCCCUCUUACCCCGUUACGCGGCAAUGCACUUCCGGCUGUGCAAAAUUCGGCAAAAAGCUCUACGGGUCUCUCCUGUGGAAACUUGAGCAAAGUGAUCCGUUUCGCGGAUCCGUCCGUCUUGACGUUCCUCCGCAUCACCGUCCCCGUCGUCGUCAUCGUCGUCGUCGUCGCCGUCAUCACCGUCGUCGUUGUUUGCCACCCUAUCAACCCAGCGUCUCGUAUCUCUGAUAAACAAAAGAAUUCAUGGCAGCCAUUAGGAAGAAAUUGGUUAUUGUGGGUGAUGGCGCUUGUGGUAAAACAUGCUUACUCAUAGUCUUCAGCAAAGACCAGUUUCCCGAAGUGUACGUACCCACGGUCUUUGAAAACUAUGUCGCGGACAUUGAAGUCGAUGGGAAGCAGGUGGAACUGGCUCUUUGGGACACAGCUGGACAAGAAGAUUAUGAUAGGUUGCGUCCAUUGUCGUAUCCUGACACAGACGUUAUUUUGAUGUGCUUUUCCAUCGACAGUCCCGAUUCCUUGGAGAACAUUCCCGAGAAGUGGACACCUGAGGUGAAGCACUUUUGCCCGAAUGUGCCCAUUAUCCUUGUUGGAAACAAAAAAGACUUGCGCAACGAUCCUAAUACCAUCAAGGAGCUUAGCAAGAUGAAACAGGAACCAGUAAAGCCAGAAGAAGGUAGAGCUAUGGCCGAAAAAAUUAACGCUUUCGCUUAUCUUGAAUGUUCUGCUAAGAGUAAGGAGGGUAUUAGGGAAGUAUUUGAAACGGCAACUCGAGCUGCGCUACAAGUAAAGAAGAAGAAGAAGGGAAGAUGUCGGCUUCUUUAAGUAAAAUGCCAAGUAAGCCUGGUAACGGGCUAAAUAAUGGAAUUGCGGAGCUAGCUGCAAUGGAGCUAGUUGUUAUGCCGGAGGCCCCCAGCGGAAACCAUAAUAUAAUAACAACUUAUCUUUAAUUAUUUUACACAAUAAAACAAAUCUAUAUUUAAAAAAAAAACGAAAAACAACCACAAAAUGCGCCCGCAAUAUAAAAAACUGUCAUUGAUGAAACCGGAAACUUAAACAUUAACUAAAUUCAAUACAAGUAUAUGUGCUAUAUAUGAAGAAAAAAAACCAUAAUGUAUAUUGUAAUGACUACUUGAUUGUAUUUUUUAAUGGUAAUGAAUUGUGCUUCGAGUUUAAACAAUUAAACAAUUGUCAUACCAACUAUUUACAUUUACGGUACAUAAUUAUCUAUAUCAUUGUAGCAAUUAUUACUAUUAUUAUUAGUAUCUCAUUACUAUUAUAUGCAUUCUACAUGUUUUUUUUUUAAUCGUAGUGGCUGUUUAUUUUUGGUAAUAAAAAAAAAAUAUGCGGAAGAAAGGGACGACAGAGUUGGGGGAAUUCGUAACAAAGUAUAAAAGAGAGAGAGAGAGCGAGAGAGAGAGAGAGUGAAAUGGGGAGAGUAGAAACAUAAUAUGCAAUGCAAAGUCAUAGAAAGCAAUGUAAGAAUUUAAAGCAAAUCGUUAAGAAUUCCAAAUGUUGCGUCGCUAUUUUAUCGAAUCAUCGCAUUAUCGAUAUUUCUUAAACAAAAAAAAAAGUAACAAACAUAUAUUGCAGUUAUAAAAUUGCGUAAGUAGACCAGCGGAUCAUUUUGAUCUAUAAGAAUACCAACUAGGCUAAAUGUAUUAUUAUUAUAAUUAUUAUUAAUUAUUUUUAUUAUUAUAUUGUAAUACGAUGACACUAACAUUACGGAUUAUAACAGCGGCUAUAUUAUAUUUAUGUAUUUCGACAACA
Dufourea novaeangliae is the source of this 1854-nucleotide messenger RNA. It is a transcript of the gene Rho1, whose product is annotated as ras-like GTP-binding protein Rho1. The coding region runs from base 331 to 909 and encodes 192 amino acids. The record is from RefSeq and is a predicted model, not a curated record. Gene Ontology annotation, molecular function: GTPase activity; GTP binding. Gene Ontology annotation, biological process: small GTPase-mediated signal transduction; cell migration. Lineage: Eukaryota; Metazoa; Arthropoda; Insecta; Hymenoptera; Halictidae. The transcript is spliced from 4 exons.